AUGGAUAGAAAUCAAGAUACAUUUGAGUUUUCGCACUUUCGAAAUGAACAGCAAUGUUCUCCAGUCGUUGAAAGAGACAUGAAAGCUUGGGGAGCAUUUUCAGCGCUCAAGAACUUAACACGUCAGAGGUGGUUUGAUUCGUGUAUUACUCCAUUUGAAGUAAUGUAUGUUCGGAAAAUGUUUUUGAAAGGUGUAAAGCUGCUUCUUAGACAAUCACUUAUAUCGAUUUUGAGUGUUCGAGUUUUGUGGCCGUAUCUUCAAAGAAGCUUGUUUGCUGAUAUUGUUGAAUCAAUCAACUUGUUGACACUAGAAUAA
Messenger RNA from Phycomyces blakesleeanus NRRL 1555(-), 315 nucleotides. RefSeq lists its product as hypothetical. The coding region runs from base 1 to 315 and encodes 104 amino acids. Lineage: Eukaryota; Fungi; Mucoromycota; Mucoromycetes; Mucorales; Phycomycetaceae. The record is from RefSeq and is a predicted model, not a curated record. The transcript has 3 exons.